This is a messenger RNA of Besnoitia besnoiti, 3276 nucleotides long. RefSeq names its product putative ribosome biogenesis protein BOP1. Gene Ontology annotation, molecular function: protein binding; ribonucleoprotein complex binding. Lineage: Eukaryota; Apicomplexa; Conoidasida; Eucoccidiorida; Sarcocystidae. The coding region runs from base 1 to 3276 and encodes 1091 amino acids. Gene Ontology annotation, cellular component: PeBoW complex; preribosome, large subunit precursor. Gene Ontology annotation, biological process: ribosome biogenesis; maturation of LSU-rRNA from tricistronic rRNA transcript (SSU-rRNA, 5.8S rRNA, LSU-rRNA). The transcript has 11 exons. The record is from RefSeq and is a predicted model, not a curated record.
AUGAAGCCAGGAAAGGUCAAGGCCUCUGCCGCGGGGCGCGCCCUGGAGAGUAGCGGCGACAGAAGCCUGGUGAAGGGACCAGUUAAAGCGAAGAAGACGCGUGCGUCGCCCUCCUCGCUCUCUUCCUUCAUGUCGCCUGCGCGGGAGCCCGUCACCACGGAGGAAAGCGACGCGUUUCUCUCUGCAGAGGAAGGCGAGACACGCGCGGAGCUCCGUCUGCAGAACCCGCCAGCGGGGAGAGAAACUGCGAUGAAUAAAAAAGAAAAGACGCGCGACGCAGACGCCAGCGAAGAGGACGCAGAAGACGAGGACGAGCACGAGUCCGGGGCGAGCGAAGAAGACGAGGCCGCCGCCGCAACCGUCUCGACGCACUCCGAGGACGAAGAUAGGAGUGAAGACGAACUAGACGACGAUGAGGAUGACGACGAAGACGAUGAUGAGGAUGACGAUGAAGACGAUGAUGAGCUCGAGGACGGAGAGGACGACGAUGAGGAUGAAGAAGAGCUCGAGGAGGAGGGAGAAGCUGCGGAGGAAGACGAAGCCGGAGAGGUAGAAGGCUCCGCCGAAGAAAACAAGUUCGCAGACGAGUUGGCGGCCGAGGAAGAAGAAGCACGUCGCGCGGCGGCGUCCGCCGCCAGAAGGCGCUCCUCUGUUUCGCCUGCAGCUGCUCAGUCCGGUCGAGGCACAGCGCCGGGCGGCGCAGGGCAGACAGCGAAGGCGGCGAAAUCAGAGAAGACGGAGAAGCCAGAUAAGGCGGGCGAGCGGACCAAGCUGAGGCGGUUCGAGAGACUCCUCGAGGUCCCCAACCCGAUGGAGGGGGACGACGAGCUCCUCUCCGACGAAGACGAAGACGAAAACCGGAUUGGAAACGUCCCGCUGUGGUGGUAUGAGAAGUACGAUCACAUAGGCUACGACAAGGAUGGUCAGAAGAUGGUCAAGCAGCUCUCGACGUCGGCGAUCGAUCGUCUCCUCGCCAAGGACGACCCUGACGGCUGGCGCACCAUCGUCGACGCGAAAAACAACAAAAAGUACAGGCUCACAGACACUGACCUCGAGAUUAUUCGCCGAAUCCGAUCGGGAGACUUCCCUGCGCCUGCGUUCAACGACGAGGAGAUCUUGGUUGAGUCCGAUCUCGAAGACAGCAUUUUCCCGAUGCACAACCGACCGGUUCCAAAGAGCCGAUUCCUGCCGUCGAAGCAUGAACAGAAGAAAAUCACGCACCUCGUGCGCCUGAUUCGCUCCGGGCAACUGCUGAGAGAUGCGCAACAGCGCCGCCAGCGCGAGGCGCCGGCUGUGUUCGAUCUUUGGGGUGCGAGCACCUAUGUGGAUCGCCGCGGCGACAAGAAGGCCAAGGGCGCGCCGCCGCCCCUUCCCGCCCCGAAACUCGCCCUCCCUGGACACGCGGAAAGCUACAAUCCGCCAGAGGAGUUCCUGUUCAACGACGAGGAGAAGAAGAAGUGGGCGGCGAUGGCACCCGAGAACCGGCCUCUCUCCUUCCUCCCGCAGAAGAGCUCUGCGCUCCGCCUCGUCGGCGCCUACAAAGACCUCCUUCUGGAACGAUUUAAUCGCUGUCUGGAUCUGUAUCUGUGCCCGCGCUCGCUGAAGAUGGCGAUGAACGUCGAUCCGGCUUCGCUGCUGCCGCAGCUCCCCUCGCCGAAAGACUUGCGGCCGUUCCCUACGCACCGGCGCGUGGACUACCUCCCGCUGUCGCUCUACGCGCAGUAUCAGCCGCGCCCGCUGCCGCUGCUCACCCUCUCGGCGGCGCGGAAGCAGGCGCUCGAAGCGCGCGCCGAGGCCGCCGGCGGGGCGUCGCGCGAAGCUGCGGCACCGACUGGGAAGUCUGGGGACGCGCACGCGCUCCUGGCGGCGUGCGUCGACGCCUCCGGUCAGUGGGUCGCGGUGGGCGGCGCGGACAAGACUCUGCGGGUCUCGGAGCUGCUCACGGGAAAGAGUUUCGUCUCAUUUCAGCUUCAGCAGGAAGUGACGGCGCUCGCCUUCCACCCGCGGCUGCCGAUCCUCGCCGCCGCGAUCGAAGACCAGCUCCUGCUCCUGCUUCUCGACUUGCCGCUGUUUGACCGACGGACUGUGGAGCAGCUCUCGCAGACGAAGACGGAGGCCGCCAGCGAAGCUCCGAAGAAAAAGCGCCUCGGGGGAGAAGGAGACCGCGCCUUUGCGGAGGACGAAGCCGACGCGAGCGACGACGAAGGCGACUCGCGGCGGAGCGACGUAGAGGAAGCCAAGGCUCUGCUCAGAGUCCUGCAGCAGACCGAAGAGGAGGAGGAGACGCCUGAGUCCGAGCCGGAGGACGAAGGCGAGGAGAAGGGCCUCGGCGAGAAGCGCAGGCAGCAGACGCUCAAGGGCGUCGGCGUGUGGAGACAGAUCAACGUGAAGGGCGUCGCCGCACCCGCAGAGGCCGGUAGCCUCCAGAGCGAGAAAAAGCGGGCGAAGGACGCGCCGCUCCUGCAGGUGUCUGUCUCCGAGGACGCCAAGGCGAAGAAAAACAAAAAGGCGGGGAAGGCGGCGGAGCGAGACGACGAAGAAUCCGUGAGCGCGCCGCUCGGCGGCAUCCUCUGCGGCAUCAGCAUCCUCCACGACUCAACCGUCCGCAGCCUUGCGUGGCAUGGAAAAGGCACUUACCUUAUUGCGAUGUGUCCCGGGAGCGCGUCGCCGUCUCAGCAGUGUUCGAUUCACAGCAUCGCGAAGCAGAAGACGAUUCACCCGAUUCGACGCGCGGCUGGCGGGCACAUGAAGGCUGCGGUCUUCCAUCCGACGAAGCCGUGGCUGGUCGUGGCCUACCACAAGGGCAUUCGGAUCUUUGACUUGCACAGCAACAAGAAGAUCGGUCCAAACGGAGGCAAGCAUCAGGCGCUUGUGCGAAAGCUCGUUGGGGCGGAAGCCAUUUCUUCGAUUGACGUCCACACAUCGGGCGAGCAGAUCGUCGCGGGAGCAGAGAAUCGCCGCCUGUACGUCUUCGACCUCGAGCUCUCGAGCCGAGUUUACAAGAUUCUCCGCAGCCACUCGGGCGCCAUCACUUGCGCCAGUCUCCACCCGACCUUUCCGCUCAUGUGCACGGCCUCUACAGACGGGACCGUACAAGUUUACCACUUCAAAGUUUUCAAUGACCUGGUCACGAAUCCUCUCAUCGUGCCUGUUCGCUCCCUCCGGGUAGUCGAGGAUCCGAAACAAAACGGCGGCGUUCUUUCUUGCAUGUGGCACCCCACGCAGCCGUGGCUCGUCACGGCGGAUCGCGCAGGGCAAUGCAGUCUCUGGACUUAA